This is a messenger RNA of Penicillium egyptiacum, 2193 nucleotides long. NCBI's taxonomy places the organism in Eukaryota, Fungi, Ascomycota, Eurotiomycetes, Eurotiales, Aspergillaceae. The record is from the annotation of a GenBank genome assembly.
AUGGCCGAUCCGGGCCAAGCCGGGGCAACCCACUCACGGUCCUCCGCACAACGGGUCCGCCUCACCUGUGAAGCAUGUCGCCAGCGCAAAGUGAAAUGCGACAAGUUAAGUCCUUGUACAAGCUGCGAGCGACUUGGCCUCGUUUGUGUUCCUGUGGAACGCGCGCGUCUGCCGCGCGGUCGCGCGCGAAAACCCGAGCGGAUUGUAGGCUCGGAUAAGGAACUAUCUGAGCGGGUAGCGAGACUCGAGAAACUCCUGAAAAGAGUCGCCAAUGACCGAGGGGAUGAAUUGCAAGUUUCCUCGACUGUCCCUGCGUCCUCACAUUCAUACACACAGCAGGGGUCGGCGGCAGAGGCCAGCACGGCCGGUCCGAAUGUUCGGCAGGAUCAGAAUGACUACUUGCCCGGUGCAACCCAGCCACAUCUUCCUCGCCCUUCAACUGCGUAUGUGGGGAGUCCAUUCUGGGAGGAUAUUAUGCAGCAGACCCAAGAAUUGCGCAGUGUCCUUCAAGGUCGUAUCGAAAAUGAAGACCAUGGUGCCAAAGAUUUAGUGUCUGGUUUUGGCACAUCGCUUGUGCGCUCAGAAAGCCCUGAAAGCUCGUCCAACUCACCCCAGGUCAACAGACCAUUGAGUCUUCAACCCCAAGUCCGGCACAGGUUAUGUGACAUUUUCUUCCGUAAUGUCGAUCCUCUCUUCAAAAUCUUGCAUCGACCGUCGCUACAAGCAUUUAUUAAGGAGGGCAAGCCGUAUCUUGACUAUGAGCAGGAUCACCAGGCGCCAGCCACCCUUGCUUCGGCUAUUUAUCUUUGCGCUAUGUGUACUCUUGAGGAGGUGGAGUGUCAGUCAAUGUUCGGCAUGAGCAAAAGGAUAAUCGUCGCAGAAUUUCAGAAAGAAACCGAAUAUGCGCUCGCAAAGGCAGACUUUGUCACGACGAAUGAUCUCACUGUUCUGCAAGCAUAUAUUAUCUCUCUGCUCGCCGCGCGAUCUCAAGACCAAAGCCGAAGGGUCUGGACCAUGUUGAGCAUGGCACUCCGAGUGGGCCAGGCAUUGUCCCUCCACAUGCCUCAGCCGCCAUUCACCGUGCGACCUUUCGAACACGAGAUGCGCAAGCGAACAUGGCUAGGAAUCGGCGUUCUCGAUGUAGCAGCUUGUCUAGACAGGGCAUCUGAGCCGAUGAUGCAAUCCGCAUGGCUCGAUUACAACCAGCCAUCGAAUAUCAACGACGAGGACAUAUGGUUCGACAUGCCAGGGCCAAUCCCCGAGCACACAGAAGGCACGUUUACCGACAUGACGCACACCUUGGUUAUCGCAGCGGCAGUGUCCGUGACCCGUACCAUUGCAUUUUCGGACAUGACCGAGCCAGCCGUGACUAUCAUGAGUCUGCGGCAGCAAGUCGUCCACGAUUUCCAACAAAAGACGUCAGACCUUCUGAGCGGGUGCAGGCCCGACCUUUCGGACUUCCAGUGGUACGCGCAAAAGACCGCGGUUGUUAUGGGCAGCUGGCUGCAGCUAGCCUCUCUCCGGCCGCUGCAACGAAGCUAUAACUUCAUACCCCCGAAAGUUCAAGGGAAUGCCCUCCUCAAAAUCGCAGGGGACAACCUGCAAUUGUCGCAGGAGGUAUACAACUACCCAGGCGCCAGGUCUUGGCAGUGGUACGGCUCGAUGUGGGUUCAUUGGCACGCGUUGGCUGUGGCCCUUGCCGAACUCUGCGUCUGCAAAGAUCCUGUGGUGAUGUCAAAGUACUGGACCGUCGUUGACGACGUCUACCAGCGCUCGCGGCUCGUAAUUGCGGAUUCUGAGAAAGGGAUGCUCUGGAAGCCUUUGGAGAGACUGAUGUCACAGGCAAAAACGCUGAGGAAAGAGCUCCUCGGUGUUGAUGCUUCUCGCCAAGCAGUGUCUCAAUACCCUUUCGACGGCAUGUCUUCCGAGCUUUUCUCGAAACAACCUGAACAUCAACACGAUCUCGCGGACUUCUCGCUCGAUUUGAGAGAGGCCGUUGACGAACCGCGAGAUUCGCACGUCUCGGAAGUGCCGACUUCCUUUGCGCCGGUGCCCUGGCCUAAUGUAUGGGAUGCGAUGGAUCUUAGUGAGCCGUCCUUGCAGAGUGGCUCCGAUGACACGGCUUGGUUGAGCUAUGAGAACUUUAUUGAAAAUGUUUACGACAGCGUUGAUUCUAUAUUCUUACCACGGUGA